Phoenix dactylifera (date palm) is the source of this 1304-nucleotide messenger RNA. Its product is annotated as two-component response regulator ORR1-like. The record is from RefSeq and is a predicted model, not a curated record. Gene Ontology annotation, biological process: cytokinin-activated signaling pathway; phosphorelay signal transduction system. NCBI's taxonomy places the organism in Eukaryota, Viridiplantae, Streptophyta, Magnoliopsida, Arecales, Arecaceae.
AAUAGCUAAACCACCCAGGAGAGGACAGGCCAAUCCGGCGAAAAAGGAAUUGUUCCGUUCCUGCGGGGCCCCACCUCCACCUCAACCCCUCCGUCUCUCGCCUCCCGUCCUCCAAAACUGCGGCUCCGCCGUUUUCCUCCAAAACUGCGGCUUCCCCGGCGGCCGGCCCACGAGAUCUGGCAGCUGUGAGUUUUCCGAUUCGGCCCAGCAUUUUACCUUGUCGUUGAGAUUUGAACAGCAAAAUCCAGCCCUACGGAAGAUCUUGUCGGUUGGUUCUCCUUUCCAACCAAUGGGUAGUUGACACGAAAUCCGAAAAGGCCGGUGGGAGGCUGAUGCUGGACAGCUAAGCCCGAGUCCACUUUCCCACCACCCCAUUCUCUUCCCUUCUUCCCUUGAACAGGAGAAAAACACCCAUCUCCCCUGCUCCCUUCUUCUUCCUCACCUCUCUCUCACAAGUCUCUAAGCUAGAGAGAGAGGGAGAGGGGAGUUUGGGAGCAGGGGAGCGAGGGGAGAUGAGGGAGAUGAAAGAAGGGGGGGAGGAGGAAACUGGAAACGAAGAUGGUGGUUGUGGUGGUGGUGGUGGAGGAGGAGGGGGAGUGGGGGUGGUGAGGGUGUUGGUGGUGGAUGACUCCCCUGUGGACAGAAAGGUGGUGGAGAUGCUGCUAAAAAAGAGUGGGGGAAUGUUUGAAGUUAUUGCUGUUGAUAGUGGAAAGAAAGCAAUGGAUUUUCUUGGCUUGAACAAAGGGAAGGUUGAAUCUCCCAAAAGCGAUGACCAGAAGAUUGAUGUUGUCCUUAGUGACUAUUGUAUGCCAGAAAUUACCGGCUAUGACCUUCUUAAGGCUGUAAAGGAGAACAGUUGCUCAAGAUCCAUGCCAGUAGUCAUGAUGUCAUCUGAAAAUGAUUCCCAGAGAAUUAGCAGGUGUCUAGCUACUGGAGCUGCAGGUUUCCUCCUAAAGCCUCUACAAGUGAAAGACAUGCAGAGGUUGAGAAACUAUGCUUGACCAACAGCGCCAGCACCCAGCCAAGACACCAAGAGAAAGCUGCCUGUAGAUCUGAUGGCAGGGAGCAAUAUCUCUGGGCAGCAUCCUGGAGUUGCAGUAGCAUGAUCAAACACUUAAUUCCACAUUGUUUUUUAACACUAAGUCUAGGUAGUGAGAUUCAAGGGGAGUUCUCUGUCUCACCUUGUAAUCAGGAUAUGCUCCUGAUUAGAAAUAUCUUAUUUUGAUUUUCUUGUUCUUCCCAUAUGCUAUGGGGAUUUUUGCUGGAUUUAUGAGAAUGGGAACCGUGGAUUUAUGUUCUUUGCA